UUGCUGCUACUGGGACAGCGCUUCCUUAACCUCUGCUAUUCAAUUUUAUUUUUUUUUCGGUACUACACCCCCAGCAAAGAAACCCCCUCAAUUUAAAAUUCCUUUCUUUGCGGGUUCCUGCUGCUGCUUGUCAAAUAACUAAAUUAAUUCAGGCCUUCUUCAAACAACAGACAUAACGAUCAAAAUCUGCCUACAAUGAACUUCAAAAGCCUAUGUACUCGAUGGAGGGCACCAGUAAACUCGUUGACAACCUCUAGACACUUCCACAGCUCCCCACUUGCUCUAUCACAUAUCGGACGUACACCGUUAGCUUAUUCGAACGAUGUCGUUAUUGAACAGGACACCAUACCCAUUACUCAACCUCGCAUUCCUUCCGAGUAUAACAACACGAUGCUCCAUAUUAAAGGCCCUUUAGGCCAACUUCAACUUCCCAUCAAACCCUUCGUGAAGCUAAACUUUACACCUGCCACACCUGAUAGUCCUACUGCCGACAAUCUAUUAGAGGUGGCUGUCGAAGACGAAACCGUUAAAGAGCAGAAAGCAAUGUGGGGUACAACGCGUGCUCUCAUCAACAACGCUAUUGUUGGCGUAUCAGAAGGCUUCAAAGUACACUUACGACUCAUCGGUGUUGGUUACAGAGGAACAUUAGAAAAUAACAACAGAACACUUUCAUUAAAGUUGGGCUAUUCACAUCCCAUUUUGAUGGAUUUGCCAGAGGGUGUGUCUUGUACUAUACCUACACCCAAUCGUAUCAUUCUACAGGGCAUCAAUCUUCAACAAGUGAAACAGUUUGCAGCAGAAAUUCGUCGCUGGAGAAAACCAGAACCUUAUAACCAAAAGGGUAUCUUUGUUGAUGACGAAACAAUCAAGAAGAAGGAUGGCAAGCGGAAGUAGUCGAAAUGAUAAUAGUAACAAUAAUAAUAAUGAUAAUAAUAAUAAAUGCUUAACAGAUAGAAUAACUUC
Messenger RNA from Mycotypha africana, 963 nucleotides. RefSeq names its product ribosomal protein L6, alpha-beta domain-containing protein. NCBI's taxonomy places the organism in Eukaryota, Fungi, Mucoromycota, Mucoromycetes, Mucorales, Mycotyphaceae. Gene Ontology annotation, cellular component: mitochondrial large ribosomal subunit; ribosome. The transcript has a single exon. The coding region runs from base 196 to 894 and encodes 232 amino acids. The record is from RefSeq and is a predicted model, not a curated record. Gene Ontology annotation, biological process: translation. Gene Ontology annotation, molecular function: rRNA binding; structural constituent of ribosome.